This is a messenger RNA of Carassius auratus (goldfish), 1439 nucleotides long. RefSeq names its product high mobility group nucleosome binding domain 1a (gene hmgn1a). The transcript has 6 exons. Gene Ontology annotation, cellular component: nucleus; chromatin. The record is from RefSeq and is a predicted model, not a curated record. Gene Ontology annotation, molecular function: nucleosomal DNA binding. The coding region runs from base 180 to 470 and encodes 96 amino acids. NCBI's taxonomy places the organism in Eukaryota, Metazoa, Chordata, Actinopteri, Cypriniformes, Cyprinidae.
AAUGGAAAGAAUAUAGAAAGAGGAGAUCCAAUCCGGUUUCAGCUAGUUUCUGUUCCGAUAGAACAUUAACGCGUUCUUCUGUGUUUCCUAGUCCUUGUUUUUACACUUUACUAAUCGGUGCGUAAGCUGUUUUAAUUUAUUUCCUUUUUGUUGUGAAAGCAUACAAGCUUAAAGCAGCCAUGCCUAAAAGGAGCAAAGCUAACAAUGACACUGAAGCAGCUGGGCCCAAGAGACGGUCUGAGAGACUUCAAGGAAAACCCCAAACGCCAAAGUCUGAGCCCAAGCCAAAAGUGAAGAAGGCACCUGCCAAGGGCAAGAAGGCUAAGGAGGUAGAAAAGGCCAAGCCAGAGGAGAAGAAAGAGGAUGCAAAGCCCGAGACGGAGUCUGAGGAGGAAACUCCUGUGGAGAACGGAGAGACCAAAGCUGAGGGGGACAAUGGAGAAGCAGGAGGCGAGGAGAAGGCUGACUAGAAAGAGGGAGCUGCUAAAUAACGUUAAAACAUUUCACAACAGCUCCCAUACCUCUUUUCUUGUACAAUACAGAGGAAUAUUUUUACUGACUAUUUUCUAAAAAGCUGGUUUUUUAGUAGUUCAAAUAUUAGAAGCUCAUUUUAUAGACCACGAUCGAGAGAAAGCCUUAGAAGAGGGAUUCCACUUUUUUCCCCACUCCACUUUUUCCUGAAGAAGAAAUGCAGUCAUGAAACAUCUAAUGACUUCCUAUUAUUAUUAUUAUUAUAUUUCUUUUCUGACUCUGUUUUGUUUUUAAAAAAGGAGGGGAGUGGGACAGGUUGCGACAGAUAAUGUAAUGUUAUCAUGCCAUUUUAAAGAUUAAAAAAAAAUGAAAUUUCUUAAGUCUUUCAAAUUGAAACUGGGAGAGUUUGCCUGAGACACUAACAUUCCAUCGGCAAUAUGAGGGACACCUGUAUGUGUGCUUUGUUUUAUUGUUUCUGGGGGGUUGGGAUUGAUUGUAAGCUGUAUUCUAUGAAUUGAAACCUCUUUUAUUCAAACUGUUUUAUGAAUCAACAGCUUUGGCUAAUGAUCCUGCUCACUAGUACUGGAACACUCAUCGGAUGUGAGAUUUACAUUGACUUUUGUCUUUGUGUGGUGAUAGCAUUGUUUUAUAGCUGCUGUGAAAAGAUUUUCAUAAUUUCUAUAUGCAGUAUGUGAUGGUACUUUAAGAGGAUGAAAAAUGGAAUUGUGUGUGUUAGCAACGCUUAUAACAGCUGUGUUACAGUGUUAAACAUGCAGGUCGUAGCUGACCUUAUAUGAAAAUGACUGUAAUUUCAUUCAUGUGAACAUGCCAGCAGUAGCUAUAUCACUCAAGGUUUUAGGUUAAAAGUAAACGUGUACAGUUUCUUUUUUUUUUUUAAUUUUUUUUUAUGUAGCUGUAUCUGUAAUGAUUGGUAUCAUACCAAUAAAAUGGUUGUAAUUCCACCUUGA